Messenger RNA from Olea europaea var. sylvestris, 1314 nucleotides. Its product is annotated as protein SRC2 homolog. Gene Ontology annotation, biological process: defense response. The coding region runs from base 203 to 1192 and encodes 329 amino acids. Lineage: Eukaryota; Viridiplantae; Streptophyta; Magnoliopsida; Lamiales; Oleaceae. The transcript is spliced from 3 exons. The record is from RefSeq and is a predicted model, not a curated record.
AGAAAAAGAUGAUAAAGCUUCUGUAUAACACUACUCAAUUAAUAAAUAAUUUCCUUGGUAUAAAGCAAGGUAGCCUUCUGAUAUUAUGCAAAGUUGGAGACAUCUCGUCUCCUUUAUUGACUUCAUCAUCAAGAAAAGGACCUUCCAUUGGACAAAUUCUUCUACCACUACUUGUUCAUCACACAGCUGAAGGUUGCCUGAGAUGAGGAAAAUAUGGGUUGAGAUGUGCUUAAUUUCAGGUCGAGGACUCCGGCGCAAGUCGUCCCUUUUUAAGUUACAAUGGUUGGCAGUUGGAUGGAUUGAUCCUGGCAACCAGUAUUGCACCAAGAUUGAUGCUUCAGGGAACAACAAUCCAGUUUGGAAAACUAAGUUUUCAUUUGCUGUAGACACUUCUGAACCAAACUUUCAAGAUUUGGCCCUUCAUGUUGAAGUUUACAGUAGAGAACCAAUCUUUCUUAGGCAAAGUCUCCCGGGAUCCGCAACUCUUGUUUUGAAAGAAUUUAUGGACAAAUACAUUGGUAGUUCUGAGGUUCCAAAGCCUGUUGAAGAAGUAGGGAGUUUUCAGCUGAGAAAAAUUAACUCCAACAAACCUCAAGGAUUUGUUGAUAUCUCAAUCCUUAUAUCGGAGGAAAGGAAAGAUCCCGGUCCAUCCUCUCUAGAUAAUUCUUUCUAUCGGGACCACGAUGGGGCGGGGCAAAUUGCCAUUACUAAACUCAUGGAUCACAGUGGUGAAAUUAAGCUGGUUAGUCGAUAUGAACCCCAAGGUAAUAACCAGCCACAACUGCCCCAGACACAACCCCAACAACUAGCAAGCCAUCCACUGACAAAUAGCCAAUGUGUCCAUCCAAUGCCAAUGCCUACAAAUUAUUCCCAGCCACCAAACUAUCCACCGGUUGGUGGACCAAGCUAUCAACCACCUCGAACGCCACCACUGCCGCCGCCUUCUAAUGUUGGUUAUGUACCGACGUUCCUCCCAAGAACAAGUAAUCUGCCGCCUAGUUAUGUAAAUAUGCCAUCUUCUACAAGACCACCAGGAACAGGAAGGGGUGGGCCUGGUUUCGCAAUGGGGGUAGGAGCAGGAGCAUUAGCAGCUGGUGCUAUGAUAUUCGGUGAUGAUUUCAUGUCAGGAUUUGAUUUUUCUGGUGGCUUACAAGAUGCUAGUCUUACCAUAUCAGCUAAUCCUCCUUUUUAGAAAUGCUAUAUCAUUAUUCAUUCGUACUGUAUCAGCGGCUGUAACUUUGAAUGUUUCUUUGUUGAAAACUCUAUAUAUGUAAUUACAUGUGCAAGAAUAUAUAAACGUGAAUCUUGGAAACA